Molecule: messenger RNA, 5912 nt
Organism: Lingula anatina
Lineage: Eukaryota; Metazoa; Brachiopoda; Lingulata; Lingulida; Lingulidae
Biological process (GO): cell differentiation; negative regulation of transcription by RNA polymerase II; positive regulation of transcription by RNA polymerase II
Molecular function (GO): RNA polymerase II cis-regulatory region sequence-specific DNA binding; zinc ion binding; nuclear receptor activity
Source: RefSeq, a predicted model, not a curated record
GUCAAAACUAGACAAAUAAUGGCUGAAGAUCUAACUCGGUCAUCGACGCAGCGGCAGGAGAAAUCUGGUGAAGUCCAGUUGGAGUCCAGUGUUGAGGAUGGGCAAACACAAUUGCCAGUUAAUGGAGAACAGUUACCAUGUUCAACAGAAAUGGCAGCAGGUCUUACUACAGCCACUGCAGAUACAGGUCUUGGUGGCCAGGAAAACACAAACAACCCCACAGACAAAGGACACACAGGCAUUCUCCCCCUUGCUGAAACAAAGGAGGUCCAGCCUGUGCAGCAGUCACUGUCAGAUAAAGACAGUCUCACCACUGCUUCUAAUACUAUCACCACCACAGACAUGUUAACCCAGGAAAAUUCUAUACGUGAUGUAAUAUCAUCCGUGCACCCUGGUCACGUUCAGGGGGAGCUAGUCACACAACCACCAGAGGUCAGCACAAUUGACCACAUAAUUAGCUCUACAUCGGAAGAUCCACGCACUGUGCUCUCUGCUCCCACCAGUGCUAACACCCAGGGGACAGAGGUGACCUCAGAGGACACUAUAGUGCAUAGCAGUGCUGCUGAUUUAACUGGGAUGACCAGGGUGUUUGUGGAUGAACAGGGCGUUAUAAUUGGGCAGGAGCAUUCCCCAUUGACAACAGUGGAGGAACACCAGACAGAUCAGCCUCAGUUGGAUGGUGAUAGUAUUGUUCCUACUGAAGCUGAAGCAUCCCUCAACCAUCAGCAAGAGCACAGGCUGCCAGCCAAUGUGAUGGUUGUAACAGCAGAUGGGAGCCAGGAGUCUUACACCAUACAAGACACAGAACACAUCACCCAGGCAGAGCACCAUGUGGACACCACAGUAGAGGGUGAUGGCGAAACUGACCACAUGUCCAAGGUGGUCCUUGUGACUGACCCCAACACUGACAUGACCGCUGAGACUUUUACCAUACAAACCUCAGAAGAUGGCUCACAGCAGCCCAUUAUCAUUGCCACCAGCCCUGAACAGGAUGGGACCGUCACUAUUGUUACAGACAGUGGCAAUGGAACGGACAUUCCAACAGAAAUAUCUGCUGUUGUCAUUUCUUCUGAUUCAGAAAGUAUACAAACUAUGGCCAACCAGCAACACAUUGUUGCCCCUGUUGUGGUGCCUCCGGUAGGCCAUGAUGGGUUCCCAAGAGCAACACCCAUCAUGUCCACUAUAAACCCUGCUGGGCACCAUCACCUGCAAAUACAUGGCAUGGUGUCACAGCCUUUGGAACCACCUCCCAAGUGUAUGGUCUGUGGAGACAAGUCUUCAGGUGUACAUUAUGGUGUACUGGCUUGUGAGGGGUGCAAGGGAUUUUUCAGACGAGCUUUACAGGACAUUGGAGAUCCAAGUCGUAAAAAAUGCUAUUACAAUAAGAACUGUGAAGUGACAGUACAAACUAGGAACAGGUGUCAGUAUUGCCGCUUACAAAAAUGUCUAGCUCUGGGGAUGUCACGUUCAGCUGCCAAACUUGGUCGAAGAUCCAAAAAGAUGCGUGAAAUGAUCAAUGAAGCAUGUCGCACCAUUGAAGACUCACAGACAGCACAAGCUUUACAUGGACUUCUCAGCCUCAAAUCUGAUUCCGGCCCAGGGGAUUUCCCAUCCCUUCUGAAAGCUGUUGGAGAACAGAUGUCGCAACCAGGGAGAGCAGGUACAGUAGCAGCGGGACUGGCUGUUGCUACUACAGGGGCAGGAAUGGGAGCUGGAGGGGAUGUUGAGAAUGGAGAGAAAAAGGCACUGCCAAUGAAAACACCAAAGUCUACACCCAAAAGAACCAAGAAAAAUGAACAGAAGGUCACUCCAACAUCAACGUUUGCCGCUGCUCGAGCAGGAGUUGGAAUGCAGUUGGCUCCCAUAUUGGCGACUCCACAGUACCCUCCUAUGCAUCAACCCAUCAUGAUGGUGCCACAGUUACAACCUGGGCAACAAGCACCCAUGAUGGAUCUGCUGAUGAAAAUGCAAGCAGCCAAUCAGACGGUUGGACAAGCCACUGCAACUACGGCAACAACAACCAGCCCAGGAGCCCAAACAACCAGCAAGGUCAAGGCUGACCUGAGGAGGAUAAUACUAAAACAGCACCAAAGUAAAGAUGGUUCCAAUAUCCAACAGUACAUUAUACAAGAGGAUGGAGGAGAUGGAUCACAGGUUUAUCCUAUAGAUUUGGCUAUGCGCACAUCAGAUGGAGCAAAUUUACAGUCUAUUCCUCAGCCAUUACAGUUAACAACAACGACCACUGGUCAGAUUGUUAGUUCUCAAGAGACUGUUGUUACAGCAACAACAUCACAGCCUGUUGUUAUUGCAAUGAAGCCAGCUAGUUCUAAGACCACUGACCAGGUUUCAAGAAGUCCACUUAAGAAAAGGCCAAUCCGGCAGCCCUCACCCUUACAGUCCCCUAUAGAAAAGCGAGCAAAGAUGGAUGGCCCGUUGGAUCAUAUGGGCAGUGACAAUCAGUUGGCAGAGAAUCUCCAACAAGAGAGUCAACAGCUUCCACAACAUAUUGGUAACCAUGUGUCUUUGACACCUCAGUCACAAGAAUACAAUUCAUCCCAGCUGGAAGGCAUUUCCAGUCUGAUUUAUGAAGCUUAUAAUGACACUUUGAGGUUCACAUAUAAGAACACACAGAUGCUGAGACAGAAUUUGCCAGUUGAAAAGCAUGUUGAGAAUGCAGCAAAUGGUAAUGAACCAAGUGAAGAGGCCAUAGCCAGAAAGCUGGCCUCUGCAUGCUGGACAGGCUUUGAGUCCACCUUUUACAACAAGGCAGUACCAGAGGUAGUUAAGUUUGCAAAAAGAAUUCCUGGCUUUAGCAGCUUGGAUACUGAUGACCAGAUAUUGCUGAUUAAAGGGGGUUGUUUUGAGGUAGCGUGUGUAAUGAACUCUGCAUUCAUAGAUGUGGAUGGCAACACCAUGCUAAUAUUGGAGAAUGGAAAGAAUUACACCAAGGAGAAUCUCAAGUCAGAGUUUCUGCUGGGCGAAAACUUUGUGGAGUUAAUGUUUAAUUUCUCCUUACGUUUCAAUGUAUUCAAGCUAACAGACUCUGAGACAGCUCUUUUUGCUGCUUUGAUGUUAAUAUCUCCAGAACGUCCAGGCAUCAAGAACAAGGAAGAGGUAUCCAAGUUACAGGAGCUGAUCAUCCAGACGUUACAGGGGCAGGUCAAUAUGAAUCACCCUACAGAGGUUGGCCUUUUUCCGCGUCUUCUCAUGAUUAUCUCCAAUCUCAGAGAACUCAAUGUAGAGCACAGGAGAAUGCUAUCGUCUCUUCGGGGAAGGAUUGUGUUCACUGAUGGCUUGCUCAUUGAAAUAUUUGGCAGUGAUUGAAUGCUGUCUGUGUGAGAGAUAGUUAAUAUGAAGUGUGUGUACAUACCUGUCUGUACUCAAGAUCAUAAUAUAAAGGGAUGUACCAGUUAUCAAUAUAAUUACAGUAAAGCAGUAUUACUAAUCGUGCUAGUGCAUAUACCUCCACUAAGACUAGUAUAUUGCUUAUGUGAGUUAUGGCAGUGGAAAAUUGAUUGGCAUAUUGCAGAUUAAAUGGUGACAAAGUGAAUUUAUAUCUACCAUAACAGUACGUUCACUUGCACAUAUAUUGUUGAAGUUCAUCAGAUUUCUUAAAUGAAACUGUUAUUUGCAAUUUGACUGCAAUUGUGUUCGUUGUUAGAUGAAUCUCAUUGACUGUGAAUAGGGCUAUGUAUCAUACUUGUGUCAUUAACUCUGGAUACCUAGUGGCGUGUUUUAGAAUCAGGACUGCUUUCUUAUGCUAAGUCUGUAGAAUUUGAUGUUUGUUUAUAAGAAAUACAAUGGUUCAUUGUCAACCCUAAAUACAUACCUUUUCCUUGUAUCAGAUCUUGAGUGUAAAUAUUUAACAGAUAUUGGAUAAUAAGUAGUGGAAUCUGCUUUAAGAGGAGAAUGGAAGUCACAAUAUUAUAAGGGAAUGUCUGAAUGCACAAAUUUUUACAAUUAUGAUUAGUUUGCUGUUAGUUAUCAAUAUGAUAUGAGGCUUCCAAUCAAAACAGCUUGUAGUUAACAAAAGAAGUCAUAUUAAACAAAAGCCUGGAAUUUCAGAUAACAGCCCAUCUAAUCUUUACUGAAUCACAUUCUCACUCACUGGAUGUGAUCACAUAUUAUGACCAUGUUUUUAGAUAUUUAACUAUGCAGAGUACAAAAUGUGAAUUGAGGUUGUAUUUAGUUUGUAUUUAUAUUGGGUUUUAUUUAUUUCAAUAGGCCAAUAUAUAUGUGUGUAUGCUUUAUAUUAUUGCUUUUACAUGCAGAUAAGGAAGUCUCUAUAUGCUGGUCAUUUCUGUUUUGUCUUAAUAAGGAAAAUGAUUACAUUGUCUGUUAAGGCACUAUUGUUAAUAUUGUUACAUAGUAUCUGCAUUUAUAAAAUGUGUGUAGUUAAAUAGGCUUGUAGGGUCAAGGAAAACAAUGCAAGGAACAGAUGCUACUAGCUAAAAAAGAGUGAACUGUGAACAUUGAAAUGAAAAGAAGUUCCGAAAGACGAAAAAUGGGAAAUUGUUUUAGUUUCUGCUAAAUUUAAGUUGUGAUGUUUUAAAUCUUAAGUAGCACUUUGUCAGCAUUUCUUAAAAGAAAACAUGCUUACAUUCUAAGUAUUUUGCCCCAGGAGAAGCAAAGACGAGCUGUUGGAAAGAAAAUGUAGUUUGCCUGACAUUUGCUGUAUAAAUUGGAGAAAUCAGAAAGUCAAACAAGAAAGGUAAUUCACUAAAGACUUUUUGAAAAAAAAAUUUUAACUUGCUGCAGUUUUGAGAUAUCACGUAAACUCUCCUGAACUAUGUUUUGUUUGCCCACUUACCAUGAAUGUUUUUUGACAAAUUUGUAAGUUGUCAUUUUAAGCCUAUACUAAGUUGGCCUGUGCAUUCAUUCUACUUCAUUAUGUCAUAGCCUUAAGCAUAGUUGAGAAGUUAGGACUAAAUUUGUAUAAUUUUUAGCUCAUGAUUUUUAUAUUCAGACAAGAUUUAAUUGUCAUGAAUGAACUAAGGUGAAGAAUGAACUGGCUAGGAGAUGUUUCAUUGCUAAUUGUGUCAUGAUGUUAUGUAGAAGUUGUUUUUUUCUGUUUUAUUGAUGAUUUUUUUAACUGUCCCUUUUAGGAAAGAAAAAUAUUUGUCAUAACUACAAUUAUACAAAAUAAUAAAAGUAAUCUUGGUACUCUAAAAAGAAAUUUAAGAUCAGUCACAGAUCUGGAAUUAUCUCUUUUGGCUAAUUUUCAUUUUUUAUUUUAUUCCAAAUCAAAUGACACAACAGAAGUACAAUUUUAUAGUAUGGGCAAAAAAGGCAUUGUCAUUCUUAGAAACAAAUGAGGCCAGAAGAUGCGUCUCAUACUCUGUUCAGGGAUGAUGGGUGAAAUCUUAAAUUCCAAUCCUAAUUUUUGCAAAAAGAGUUCAUUCAGCAAGAACACAUUGUCAAGUAAAUUAAGAAAAUGCUUUCAGUUAUUUUUGAGGUAAUUCAUUUAUUAUGUUGAUAUCAGCAGAUUAUAAGGCUAAAUGUUGCAUAUUGAAAAUUUCUAAUUUGGUUCAAAAAUAGCAUAUUGAAAAAGCAGUUUUGAGAAUAUUUGAUGAAAUUAAAUAUGCUCACAGGAAUCUUGUGGGUGAAAUAUAAGUCAACAAGUGCUACUAAUCCAUAUGAAAACUCUAGUAGAACUUGGGUUGAAUUUUGAACAUAAAAGUUUGUGCGGUGCAUUGAUAUUAGUUGUUACCUGAAGUUUCAUGUUGAGCAUGCUAAUUGAACUGUUAGCCUUGAAAAUGAUCUUUUAGGUACCAGACACAUAUUAAGCAAUAUGCAAAGAUAUAGAGGCUUGUAUUAAGACCUUAUUUUCUUCAAUUGACAGGCUUUGCUUUCACACAACCUAAUUGAUGUAUAUAGUUAUUUAUUGUAGGCAAAUAAAUGUUUGUUGUGAA